GGAUUUGUGAAUCACGCCCUGGAGCUGCUGGUAAUCCGAAAUUAUGGUCCUGAGGUGUGGGAAGACAUCAAGAAAGAAGCACAGUUAGAUGAAGAAGGACAAUUUCUUGUCAGAAUAAUAUAUGAUGAUUCCAAAACUUAUGAUUUGGUUGCUGCAGCAAGCAAAGUUCUCAAUCUUAAUGCAGGAGAAAUUCUCCAAAUGUUUGGGAAGAUGUUUUUUGUCUUUUGUCAAGAAUCUGGUUACGACACAAUCUUACGUGUCUUGGGAUCUAAUGUCAGAGAAUUUCUACAGAACCUUGAUGCUCUGCAUGACCACCUUGCUACUAUCUACCCAGGAAUGCGUGCACCUUCCUUUAGGUGUACAGAUGCAGACAAGGGAAAAGGACUCAUUCUGCACUACUAUUCAGAGAGAGAAGGACUUCAGGAUAUUGUCAUUGGAAUCAUUAAAACCGUAGCUCAGCAAAUACACGGCACUGAAAUAGACAUGAAGGUUAUUCAACAAAGAAAUGAAGAAUGUGAUCAUACUCAAUUUUUAAUUGAAGAAAAGGAGUCAAAAGAAGAGGAUUUUUAUGAAGAUCUUGAUAGAUUUGAAGAAAAUGGUACCCAGGAAUCACGAAUCAGCCCAUAUACAUUUUGCAAAGCUUUUCCUUUUCACAUAAUAUUUGACCGAGACCUAGUGGUCACCCAGUGUGGCAAUGCCAUAUACAGAGUGCUCCCUCAGCUUCAGCCUGGAAAUUGCAGCCUGUUAUCUGUCUUCUCUCUGGUUCGUCCCCAUAUUGAUAUUAGUUUCCAUGGGAUCCUCUCACACAUCAAUACGGUUUUUGUGUUGAGAAGCAAGGAAGGAUUGUUGGAUGUAGAGAUAUUAGAAUGUGAAGACGAACUGACUGGAACUGAGAUCAGCUGCCUACGUCUCAAGGGUCAAAUGAUCUAUUUACCAGAAGCAGAUAGCAUACUUUUUCUGUGCUCACCAAGUGUGAUGAACCUGGAUGAUUUGACAAGGAGAGGUCUAUAUUUGAGUGACAUCCCUCUUCAUGAUGCUACUCGCGACCUUGUCCUGUUGGGAGAACAAUUCCGAGAAGAAUACAAACUGACCCAGGAACUGGAAAUCCUCACAGACAGGCUGCAGCUCACGUUAAGAGCCCUGGAAGAUGAAAAGAAAAAGACAGACACGUUGCUCUAUUCAGUCCUUCCUCCAUCUGUUGCCAAUGAGCUGAGACAUAAGCGUCCAGUGCCUGCCAAAAGAUAUGACAAUGUGACCAUACUCUUCAGUGGCAUUGUGGGCUUCAACACAUUCUGUAGUAAGCAUGCAUCUGGAGAAGGAGCCAUGAAAAUCGUCAAUCUACUUAAUGACCUCUACACCAGAUUUGACACAUUGACAGAUUCACGGAAAAAUCCAUUUGUCUAUAAGGUGGAGACGGUUGGUGAUAAAUAUAUGACAGUGAGCGGUUUACCAGAGCCUUGUAUCCACCAUGCACGAUCCAUUUGCCACUUGGCCUUGGACAUGAUGGAAAUUGCUGGCCAGGUUCAAGUAGAUGGUGAAUCUGUUCAGAUAACGAUAGGGAUACACACUGGAGAGGUAGUUACAGGUGUCAUAGGACAGAGGAUGCCUCGAUACUGUCUUUUUGGGAAUACUGUUAACCUCACAAGCAGAACAGAAACCACUGGAGAGAAGGGGAAAAUAAAUGUGUCUGAAUAUACAUACAGAUGUCUUAUGACACCAGAAAAUUCAGAUCCACAAUUCCAUUUGGAGCACAGAGGGCCAGUGUCCAUGAAGGGCAAAAAAGAACCAAUGCAAGUUUGGUUUCUAUCCAGAAAAAAUACAGGAACAGAGGACACAAAGGAGGAGGAUAACUGAAUCUUGGAUUGUGGGAUGAAGAGGACUGCAAUUAGGUUCCAUUUGUCCCCAAACAUGUGCCAAACCUAGUAGCAGUUAUUCCAUGUGGAUACAUAUUUUGCACUGUCCUUUUCAGUUAUGCUGAGCCAUUCUCCUGGGUAUAUCUCUCACAUUCAUUAUUCAACUUUAGCUGAGCUUUUGACUAUGUUAUUUAAAGUUUUAGUAUAUUUUCUUAGUAUAUCUAAAGUUAACUUUACAUGUGGAUGAUGUGAGCGUCAAGUGUCUUAAAAUCUACUACAAGCAUCAGUUAACGUGGUGAUUUGCAAGUAGUAGGCCCCCAAUCAAUAUUUCCUGAAUUUAAUUAAAUGAAACUGAACAGUAUUUGGCCAUGUGUAUGCAUAGCAUAGUUUACCAAAUCUGUUUAGUGCUCCAUGUAUAUGUAUAUAUAUAUUUAUAUUUUAAUGACUAUAAUAUAUAACAAAGUUUAUAUAGUGUUGGUGUAUAUCAUUACAGAUAUUAUUUUCUAAAGGAGUGAAUUAUAAGUUUUAGGGAAAAUGCAAUUUAUAUUCAGGCUGCAUGCUAAGAAAAUAGUAACCAUUUUGAAGUUUGCUAAUUUUCCUUCAGAAAUAUGGAAAACACAUCUCUGUUAUUAAAGUACUUGGUAGCUAAUUCAAAUCCUGUGGCAAUUACAAUUCCUCUGAAACACUGUCAUUUGUAUUGCAUCCCUCUUGUUGAUCUCGUUAACCAUGUGCAGCUGUCAUAGAAAGCAGCAUUGUUCCCCCUGGAUUGUUACACUGACUUGGGCUAAAUGUUAGGGGCUCUAACCAAAUCCAAGAAUCAUGCUGGAAAAACACUCUUGAGAUGUUCCUGUUAGAACCUUUCCUGGCCUUUUAUUCUCAGAAAUGAUCUUCUUUUUCUUAGCUUAAAAGAAUGUGAUUAUAUACAGGACACCAUGUUUGGAAAUGUUAGGUUAAUUUCAACAUAGAAUGAAGUACUAUUGGAAUAAUUGGCUUGUUUUUUCUUAAAUAUCUCUGUUAAUUUAUUAAUAUCUAUCUUUAUACAAUAUAAUACAGCUACUUCUGUGUAAAACUGUUUGUCUUUAAAUUUAACAUUUCAUAUCUGCACAUCAAUAUGUGUAUAAAUGUUCUGUUAAUGUAUAAAUGAAUCUGCAAUAAAUUAUUUUUUUCACUUAUC
Molecule: messenger RNA, 3027 nt
Organism: Orycteropus afer afer
Lineage: Eukaryota; Metazoa; Chordata; Mammalia; Tubulidentata; Orycteropodidae
Gene: GUCY1B1
Product: guanylate cyclase 1 soluble subunit beta 1
Biological process (GO): response to oxygen levels; cGMP biosynthetic process
Cellular component (GO): guanylate cyclase complex, soluble
Molecular function (GO): guanylate cyclase activity; heme binding
Source: RefSeq, a predicted model, not a curated record